CAACAUUCCAGGGUUUAUUUAUUUUUUUAAAGUGUAACGCAAAAAACCGAACAACUGCCGAGGAUCAAAGCAAGCAAGGCAUAGUCCAGUCCUAUGAAUCAGGCAGUACGAGUGCCACCAAUUUCUAGACAAGGUGAGCAUUUGUCCGACGAUGGUGCAUCUGCCAUUAAACCCUCUCGCCUCAAAAUAGCAAUACCAUCUGAGGAUUUCGACAAGAAGAAUUCGAACAGGAGGAUCAAAGAUGUUGAAAUUUGUGUCCCGAUAGUGUAUGGGACCAUUGCAUUCUAUCUUGGUAGGAAGGCCAGUGAGUCUCAAUCACACAAAUGGACAGUGUAUGUACGCGGAGCUUCGAAUGAAGAUCUUGGGGUGGUGAUUAAGCGGGUUGUGUUUCAAUUACAUCCUAGUUUUAAUAACCCCACUAGAGUUGUGGAGUCGCCACCGUUUGAAUUGUCAGAAAGCGGUUGGGGUGAAUUUGAAAUAGCCAUUACUCUCUAUUUCCACAGUGAUGUCUGUGAAAAACAGUUGGAUUUGUAUCACCAUUUGAAAUUAUAUCCAGAAGAUGAAUCUGGCCCCCAGUCUACAAAAAAACCUGUAGUUGUUGAAUCUUAUAAUGAGAUUGUUUUUCCUGAACCCUCUGAGGGUUUUCUUGCACGUAUACAGAAUCAUCCUGUUGUUAAUGUGCCUAGGCUUCCUGCUGCUUUGAAUUUACCAAGUCCUGUACCAAUUGACACUAUGAGUGACAAGGAGAGAGGUGACACCAAAGAUCAUUCUCUAAGCCAAUGGUUCUUGAACUUCUCCGAGGCGGAUGAGCUCUUAAAACUUGCAGCAGCACGCCAGCAGGUGCAAGCUCACAUUGUUAAGCUGCGAAGACAAUUAAGUUUGGUGGAGGGGCUACCUCAGCUGUCAAAACCACCCUCUGGUUAUGAAUGUACAUGAUUUUUCAUUUUAAAAUUUUUGGGCUUCCCCUUUAGGAUCAAACUUGGAAGAUCAAGGAUGAAUAAUUAUGUAUAUAGUCUCCGUUGUAGAUUGUGUUGAAUAUUUUUUAUCAAAGUUUUAGAAGAAUGGACAUGUUUAAUAGCAUUUAUGCGUAAAGUUUGUAGUGGUUGUAGAUAUAUGUAUUGGUCAUACUUUGAUGAUUA
This is a messenger RNA of Vigna unguiculata (cowpea), 1139 nucleotides long. RefSeq names its product transcription initiation factor TFIID subunit 14b-like. NCBI's taxonomy places the organism in Eukaryota, Viridiplantae, Streptophyta, Magnoliopsida, Fabales, Fabaceae. Gene Ontology annotation, biological process: regulation of DNA-templated transcription. The record is from RefSeq and is a predicted model, not a curated record.